ACUCAACUCCAUGUUGCCUUCUGUCAAACUCUUCGAAGCGCAUGUUUGUAGUCAAAAUUUUGCUGUGAGUUUGCAAAGAACGUUACCCGAAUAAUGUCGUCCGAAAAACCUAACACUGCGCAGGAUGCCGCCGACAGCAGCGAUACGAAACCCGCCGCACCGAAGGUGGUGCUGACCGCCGACCAGCAGGCAAUAUUUAAUCGCAUUGCAAAGAACGAAAAUAGCGAACUGCGCCUACUGCUGUCGCAGUACAAAGCCAGCGUCGAUUUUGUGGACGAAAAUGGCAUGACACCGCUGCAGCACGCGGCGUACAAGGGCAACAAGGAGGCGGUGCAGCUGCUGCUGGACCAGGGCGCGGAUGUGAACUCCAGCAAGCACGAGUACAACUACACAGCGCUGCACUUCGGUGCCCUGUCCGGGAGCGCUGAGGUGUGUCUGAAGCUGCUGCUGGCCGGUGCCGAUGCGAAGGCAAUUAAUUCCGUCGGUCGCACCGCCGCCCAGAUGGGUGCAUUCGUGGCGAACCACGAGGCGGUCGGUACGAUCAACAACUUCGUCCCGCUGAAGGACGUGGAGUGCUAUACGGUUGCACGGGGCCAAAAGGAGGCGCUGCUGCCGGUGGUGCUGCUGGAGCCAUUCCAUAGCUUUAUCAUGCAGGUCAAUAUCCACCCGGUGCGGAUACUGCUGAACCUGCAGCGGUACGGUCUGCUGGCCUCGGACAUGAAGAAUCUGCGAGCGGUGCUGGUGGAGAUGAUGGAGCGCGAGAUGAAGCGGCGCGGUGAGGUGAACGAGGUGAUGGCCUUCAAGUACCAUUAUCUCGGGUACGUGAUGGGCGAGAUUGUGAAGCACCGCGACUACGCCAACUCACGGCGCGAUGCGCAACAGGAACAGAAGACCGAUUUCGUCGAGCUGUUUGCCAAGCGGGUGCUGAAACCGAACAAGGACGGCACGCUGGAGUACGUGGAAGCGCUCGUGCGCGAGUGUGUGCGAGAGUUCCCGUUCCGUGACUGCACCAUCUUCCGGCAGAUGGUGACGCAGCUCGCCAGCAAGGAGAAUCUCGCCCCGGCCCUCGACAUUGUCCGUGCGGCCAUCAAUGGGCAGCGCGGCUUCCAGGACACGAUCACGUACUGCAGCUCGUGCGGCGAGGAAAAGCCGGACAAAAAGUGCUCCAAGUGCAAGGAGGUGCAGUACUGCGACCGGGAGUGCCAGCGGUUACACUGGUUCACCCACAAGAAGGUAUGCAGCCGACCGUCUGGAGCAGCCGGCGAGGCACCGAACGCGGCCGCCGCCAAGGACAUCGAUUCGACGGAGAUUAGCGAGCAGCUGCAAAAGUUGGUCGCCGGUUGAAUGGAGACGUUGAUGGCGGAAUGCGGCGAUGGGGAGGACACUUGCAAAGAGCACUAUUUUAUGUAUGUCCCAGUGUACUGUAUGUGUGUGUGUGUGUAAUGGCAGACGAAGACGAAGGUUAGGCAAUAUUGUACCGUAAGUGAGAAGAAGCUACAGUGUGUCUCGCACUUUUCGCAUUUGGUCUGUGUCAGUAAUGUGUAAUAAGCUAAAGCUGAUAUGGAAUAAAGAAAUCAAUUCCAUCAAACAAA
Molecule: messenger RNA, 1592 nt
Organism: Anopheles arabiensis
Lineage: Eukaryota; Metazoa; Arthropoda; Insecta; Diptera; Culicidae
Product: ankyrin repeat and MYND domain-containing protein 2
Exons: 2
Coding region: 94-1344 (416 amino acids)
Molecular function (GO): protein binding
Source: RefSeq, a predicted model, not a curated record